AUGGAGAGGGUGUUGGAAUGGAGUAUCCUGGUGAGGUUUCAUGAAAAGAAUAAUGGAGAGGGGAUGGAAUGGAGUAUCCUGGUGAGGAUUCAUGAAAAGAAUAAUGGAGAGGGGAUGGAAUGGAGUAUCCUGGUGAGGAUUCAUGAAAAGAAUAAUGGAGAGGGGAUGGAAUGGAGUAUCCUGGUGAGGAUUCAUGAAAAGAAUAAUGGAGAGGGGAUGGAAUGGAGUAUCCUGGUGGGGUUUCAUGAGAAGAAGAAUGAAGAGGGGAUGGAAUGGAGUAUCCUGGUGGGAGGGUUUCAUCCCUGGACAGUGGUAUUCCUACUAGCUGGUGCGAUGCAGAUCUUCACAACAGCCCUGUGAGGGGGUUCAGAAACAGCUGCCAGUGCGUGCACGGCGCUGCAGGUAACGAAUCCCAAAGAUUCCUUCCUUUGGAGUUCUCUUCUGGGCUGAUCCAUGACGCCUCUGGAAUUCCUGCUCGAAAAACACCCCUUCCUCUUGGGAAGCAUUCGCUGCUGCGAUCACUGCGCCAGCGGCGCCUCCCGCGCAUGCGCUCUGGGAGAAAAGAAUCCCCUCCGCUUCCCUUCCCCCGCAGCGACUUUUCCCUCGGCCGCCCUGAGCUGCGGGUCCCCGACCUCUCCAAAAUGGCCGAGGGCCGAGCCCAGCCCGCAGGCCUGAGCCCGCCUCCUCCGGGCCCCACCUCCGACCCUCAUUGGCCAACCGAGCAAGGCUUGGAGUGGCGAUUGGCUGCCUGCGGACGGCUGCGUGUGUGGCGGAAGCCCGGCCCAAGAUCCGCGGCGCGGCUGGGGAAUGUGGAGAGCGGGGAUGGCUGCCGGGGAAGGCCUGGGACCGGCGCUCAGGGCAGUCCAGGAGCGGGUGCAGCAGGCGGCGGCCAGCAGGCCCAAGGUGCGAGGCGGGAGGGCGGGGAGCGGGGCGGCGGCAGCGGCCGGCCUGGCGGUUCCUGCUCGGGAGGCGGCAGGUGGGAGAGACCUGGCUUGGCCUGCGGAUCGCUGCUCGCUGCUGCUGUUAUUAAUAGCCUGUGUAUCUUUUAACGUGAAUAACUUAUUACCGGGUUUGCCCCCCCAUUUUUUAGGAGCAUAGCCAGCUGCCUUAUACCAAAUCAGAAUUUGGGUCCACCUAACCUAGUGUUUCCUGCACUGACUGGCAGCAGCAGCCCCCCCCCCUUGCGCAGGGCCUUUUCAGCAAAGGCCCUCGGCACACAUAGAGGGGGGACGUCUGAGGGUAGCACACAGGGAACGGGAAGGCAUGCAGGGAGGUCGUGGAUAUCAUGCACGAUGAAUGUUGAUUGUGAUCUAGAAAAACAGGGGUGGUUCGCUUCAUAUUUUUCUGUUGCAACAGAGUUCCCUCUCCUCCUAGCAAGGAGGGAAGAGAGACCCAGAACCAAGAAGAAAUAUCUCUUUUAAGGGGAUGCGUUUUGGCGUGGAGAAGAAGGACAGUCCCUUCUACAAACAGUCAGAAAUUACAUCCCACCUAAGGUGGGGUUACUGUGGCUCAGGCAGGCCAAGGUGUGAUAUUCCUGAGGAUUUAGCAAGUUUCGCAUAGUUCCAGACACAGUUUACACAAAACAUUAGCAUUUGAUAAGACCAUCAGGAUGCCUGUCAGACAUCCCUCAAUGCAGAGCAUCUGGGCAAACAAUGACAAUUAAUUCAAAGGAGGUUCAUAGAUAUACGAGAGGAAUCCCUUCAGGAACUUCCCCUGAUUGCUAUCUGAGUUCUCAAGCAAGGAGGAUUAAGGAGGCAGAGGAAAUAUUUAGGAGAGCCAAGAUGACUUUUGGAUUGCUCUCCUGUACUAUUUUAGACAUGUGGUUUAUAUACCUAUGUAUGUAUGUUUACCUUGUGCAAUUAUCAAAAUUUAUUCUAUAUUUGAGACAGUAGAAUUACUACAACAAUUAUGUUCUCCAUCAGGUGUCAGAUUGAUCCCCCUUGGAAGUAAUGGUUGAACUCUUAAGCAAAAACACUUGCAAAUGACACCUCUGGUAGCCAAAUCUGCUCUGGCAGUGUUACGUUAACGUGUAGCAAUUUUAUGCUGUAAAUCAUAGAAUCACGCUGCAGGCUCAUAGAAGAAAUGUCUUGCUUUUUGCCCUCUGUUGUUCCUUGUGAAGGCCUUUGACCAUAGACAGUGAAUUGAAUGGAAUUGAUUGACUGGCAGCAGCACUCCACAUUCCUUGCCCCUCCUGGAGAUGCUGGGGAAUGAGCCCAGGGGCUUUGCAGGUGAAAAAGAUGCCCUGCCAUUGAGCUGCUGUGUCCCCUAUGCAGUCCUGCUAAAGUGGCGGGAUGCAGAGGAGAGGACGGGACUCCUGUACCUUUCAGUAGAUGUGCAGAAGAGGGACUUGAUACACAGCAAGCUAUACCUGCUGAAAUUCACUCUUAUACAGGAGCCCUGUCCUGUUCUGUAUCUGCCCUCAUCCCAGAAAUUCCUAUAAGCAAUUAAGUAGGGAUUAAGCACCACUGAAUACAGUUGGACUUUCUUCCAAGUAAGUGUGGAUGGGGCUGCUGUAUGUUCACAAAGCAAGACUCGGGAUCUCUUUGAAUCAGAACCAACGUGCCUUAAGAACCAUGAAAAGUAAAUGCUGUUAAGUUCAGCGGGUCCUACUCCCAGGGCAGCAGCUAUGGGAUUGCAUUCGAAGUUACUCUAAUGGAAUUUAUUAUAAAUAAAAUAAUUGAGGUCGGAAGCCCAGCUUAGGGCAGAUUCACAAAUGGAUGUGUUGUUACCGGUUGCUGCUGUUGUGGAUGGUCAUUUGGCUUGUCUUAAGCUUUGUGUCGCGUUGUCAUAGUCAAUACCUAUUGCAUUUCAUACUCAUUUAGCCUUGUUUUAAAACAUUUUUCCUCCCUCUCACUUCAGUAUUCAAUGAAGUGAACUAUUAAUCCAUGGAAGAUUAUGCUACAACGCGUCUGUUAGUCUUUAGGAACCUUUGUGUUUUUUCCACGUUAACUCAAAACAGAACAUGUGAACUUGUCUCCAUUAAAAAACAAAGUUCAAGGUGGACGUGAGAUAAUAUGAAAUCUCUUAUCGGUGCCUGUUGGCCUGCGAUAAAUAUUUCCCAUGUUCCAGUCACAGAGUUGUGAGCAUCCCCACGUGCACUUGGCCACUGACCAUUUCUUUCUUUGCAAAUACAGGGAUUGCCUGCUAUACAGCCUCGCCUUGUAGCUGUCAGUAAAACGAAGCCAGCGGAAAUGGUGAUUGAGGCCUACAACCAUGGGCAGCGCAGCUUUGGAGAAAACUAUGUGAGUGUCCUCUCCGUUUCCGCAUUGUUUGGGUUUCAGGACCAGAAGGAAAUAAGGCCUGGAGCUGCUGACAUGCUCACAAACCAGAUGGUCACAAAAGGAGCUCAUAUUUCAUUAGUCCCGCAUCACCCUGGAGAAGUGUGGCAUAGCUGGGGAGUAAACGUUACAGAGACAGAACUUAAGUGGCUUUAAAAGAUUUGCAAAUGGAGAGAAGGCUGCUGCUGCGCUCAGGUUGUGCUUUCAGGCUUCUCAUAGGCCUCAGGUUGGCCGCUUUGAGAGCAGGGUGCUGGGCUAAGUGGUCUGAUCCAUCAGACUCUUCAUAUGAUCCUAAAUUUGCUAAACUGAAACUUUAAAAAAUAAGGGACACUUCGUGUCUGUGGAGGAGGAAGACUAGCCCGGCUCACCCAUGAGGCAAGGUGAGGCAACUGCCUCAGGCAGCAGGACCUACAGGGAUUUGGCAAUUGUAUUCCAAGUGUGGUCGCAUCAUUUGUAAAAAGGCAAUGUGAUAUUGGAGGUUUGAUUGUCAAUCCCUUUGCCAGUGAGCUUGGAAGUCACCCUUUUCACGGCUGUUGGCAGCCUCUUCCAUGAUGUAUACCAGCAAGGUGCAAACUGAUGUCAUGAAGGCAGGCCUGAAAGGUUGUGACAAUAGCAGAGAUAAGUCUGGAUCAGGCCACAUUCCCACAUUCUCAUUUAUUUCGAAAUGGCUUCUGGAGGUCUCUAAAAUGUAAGCUAGACAUGCAGAUAUCAGUUUGCUCAUCACUGUGCAGCAGUAAUGUUAUAUUACGGCUGGUUAAUUUGAGUUGCGUAGUCCAAAUGAGUGAACAUGGGGAAAUAAUUGCACUAAUGUUGGAUACAGGUGCACCAAUGUGGUUUGAAGCAGUUUCUUGGACAGAAUAACUGUGGGAGCAGUUGGCAAUCUGACGCAUGACUUUGUACUCAAGAAUAGUGUCUAUUAGCAGUUUUACAAAUGGAUAUUGCCUCUCUUGUAAAACGCUGCUCAUUAACCCUUUUGCCUUCUGUUGAGGCGUAAUUGGAACUCACUGUCUUAAUGCUUUGCACAUUUGCUUGUAAUGUCACCCAUGGUUUGACAUUGUAUGGCUGACUUCCCCAUCUCUUCCUCCUCCUCUCUAUCUCCUUUGCAGCUUCGAGGGACUUCUGCUAAGAUUAGUUUUACUUAAAAAAACCAAAAACUUGGCUUAGCGUUAAUGUUUGAACUGGGAAUCCUCCUUUAAGAUUAACUCUGCUGAGUUUUAUAGCAAAUCAGCUUCCAGCCUUUGAUUAUGAAACUGACAUUGUUUUAAACCAGGACCCCUUGUUUGAAUGCACCACUGAGUCGUCAUUCUUUUACUGUGAAACUAAGUGUGGCAGAAGUCUUCCUCCUGGUCACAUGGGAGGAGGAUGGGGGAGGAAUGUUGUGCUUAGUCCAUUCUGCAUUAAACCAAGGUUGGAGAAGCUGUGGCUGUCCAGAUGUUGUUGGACUACAAAUCCAAUUUUCCUGGACUAGUGGCCAUGUUGACUAGGACUAAUGGAGUCCAACAGUAUGUGGACAGCCGUCAGUUCCCCACCUCUGCACUAAACCAUGGCGUUUAGCAUUGCAUGUGAACAGAGGCACUUGUAAGUCAAGGUGGUUGAGUUAGAGGUAAGGCAGAGCAAGCCUGGCAAAAUUUAAUCCAUGUCUUAACUUUCUACAGGUCCAAGAACUUCUAGAAAAGGCAUCAGACUCCAAAGUAAGUUCAUUUUGUGUGCUAGAUAAUCCUCAUUCUGUCAAGUUGGCAGAGGCUUGUUUCAGAAAAUUGACUAGUAAGCUCAUGUUCAGAGAAGAAUCUCUCUGUUUGCCUUUCAGUAGCUGUUCAGUUCUUUAUGUAUAAAUAGCAGAUAAUCUUGGCCAAGAUGCUUCUUUUUGUUGCAGAGCCCCAGUCAUUUGAAAUAAUUUUCGAGCACAGAUGGCAGCCUAUAUGCUGAAUUUGUCCCAGCAGAGGUUAUUUACACUGACAGCAAACUGCUACUAAGUGUGUUAACUGCCAUCAAAAUAAUUUUAACAUUUGAGGGACCUUGGAUGAGAUUUGCCCCUCUCUUCUUACACAGGGACCAUCCUUUGUCUUUAUUAUGAGCCACUUUAUGACGGCUUUUUGCCUUGAAAAUUGAGUUAUAAAUAAAUAAAAGUGAAAUCAUCCUUCACUUGCAAGUGUUCUAUGGAUGCCUAGCAUGAAAAUGAAUUUCAAAUUCUACUCACUUGCCUCUGUUCUCAGAUUCUUUCUUCGUGUCCAGAGAUUAAAUGGCAUUUCAUAGGCCACCUACAGAAAAACAAUGUCAACAAACUCAUUGGUAAUAAUAAUUUCUUUUUGUGCUCACUUAUGGGGUGGGGGGCAGGGAGACAACAAGAAAUCCUUUGUGUACAUUGGGGGGGGGGGGAGUUGUAAUGUGCUCACUUCAGUGAAUGCACUACUGUUACCAGCUCUGACUUAAGGAGAUCCUGAUUUUGAGAUGCAGUUAAUUUGCACAGUGCAGGACAUAGAACCAGUGAUUUCUCCAAAAAUUGAAAUUGGGGCUUGGAAGGAUUUAUUUUUCCCAGGUCCUAGGGGCUGCUGCUGUUAGCAAACAUGAACUUGGACUAUGUGGCACGCUAUUUUUUAUUUUAUUUUUAAGUUUCACAGUCGUGGCCAUUUCAUAAGAUUUAGCUUAGUUUUCAGUAGAUCAGCUGUAGUUGCAUCCUCCUGAGUUGUAAUUUUGCACAGCUCUGUUAAUGGAUCUGAAUGCAGUGUGGUAAUUUUCAGUGGUGUCUCGUAUGUCUGGUCCUUCAAUUGAUAAACUUAUUUAGUUAAUUCAUAAGAUCAGGCAGAAGGUGACUGAGAGAACAGCUUCUAUUUUUGCUAUUUUUUUGCUUUUUGUAUGUGCCGUGGGCAAAGGGACCUUUUCUCCUGCUUGGUUUAGGACAAGACGGUUUCUGUUCUCUCUUCCCCGUUCUAAGAUGUUGUUUUGCAUUAUACAUUUUGAAAACAUUAGUUAAGAGGUGAUUAAUAAUCUAGAAACCGGAAAGGAGCAAAAGGCCUUGUUGUUCAACCAGUCAUCCAAAAGCAGGUCCAGCUGUCUCCCUUCACUAGUGUUGGGGUACUGCCUGAUAUAGCCUUACGGUGCAGGGAGCAUUGUGCUACUCAGGUAGAGAACGUACAGUUUAUGCGAGGGUCCCUAACUUGGCAGUACAGCUCAUACUGUGCACUCUGAAAUUGAAUGAAACUGGUAUGCUUUCUGCAAUGGAUAUUUGCUCAGAUUCUUCUUUAAAUGUCGUCUAGCGGUACCUAACCUAUUUAUGCUGGAAACGGUGGAUUCCCUAAAACUGGCGGACAGAGUGAACGGGUCUUGGCAGAAGAAGGGGUCUUUGGAGAAGCUAAAGAUCAUGGUGCAAGUGAACACCAGUGGGGAAGAUAGUAAGUAGAUUUGAUGUUGUUCUCCCCUCUCACAUGCCAAGGGUUCAGGCUUGCAUUUCAGCCUUCUUUUAAAGAGCAGCACUCUCUUUGUAUGAUCCUCCUUCAUGCGCACACAAGUAUGACAUGUGAAUGCGUGGAAGGGUGAUGUUGGGCUCUUUGAGGCUUCUGUGUGCCUUGCAGGACAUCCGGAAAAGGAAUCCUUCUCACAGGCAGCUGAAUGCACUUGGCUUUCGGAGCAGUUGAGAUUCCUGAUCAGGCAGGAUAUGGUCUAGAUUCUUCCUAGCAAGGCUGCCUUCACCACUGGGAGGCAGCAAGGUACAGUGUUUACAGUGGUACCUCUGGUUGCGAAUGGGAUCCGUUCCAUUGGCCCGUUCACAACAUGAAAAGCAUGCAACCUGAAGCACCGUAUCUGCGCAGGUGCACGGCGUGAUUUAGCGCUUCUGCGCAUGCAAAAGCAGCAAACCCCGGAAGUAACCCUUUCCGGUACUUCCGGGUCAUCGCGGGACGCAACCUGAAAAAACGUAACUUGAAGCAAACGUAACAUGAGGUAUGACUGUGUAGAGUUGGACUAAAACAGAGGAGUAAAGGUAAAGGGACCCCUGAUCAUUAGGUCCAGUCGUGGCCGACUCUGGGGUUGCGGCGCUCAUCUCGCUUUAUUGGCCGUGGGAGCCGGCGUACAGCUUCCGGGUCAUGUGGCCAGCAUGACUAAACCGCUUCUGGCGAACCAGAGCAGCGCACAGAAACACUGUUUACCUUCCCGCCGGAGCGGUACCUAUUUAUCUACUUGCGCUUUGAUGUGCUUUCGAACUGCUAGGUUGGCAGGAGCAGGGACCGAGCAACGGGAGCUCACCCCGUCACGGGGAUUUGAACUGCCAACCUUCUGAUCGGCAAGUCCUAGCCUCUAUGGUUUAACCCACAGCGCCACCCGCAUCCCUUAAAACAGAGGAGACACAGGUGCAAAUUCACCAUGAAGCUGCUUGAAUGACCAACAAGCCAAUUGGAUUUUCUGAGCCUAACCUACCUCAUAGGGUGGCUGGAAGGAUAGAAGGGGCAGGGAGGAAGAACUAUAUAUACAUCACCUGAGAUCCUUGGAGGAACAGAGGGUUGGACUGAACUUUGGAGGAACCUUGUAUUGAUUCACACCCUUGGUGCAUCUAGCGCAGUAUCGCCCUCAAUGACUGGCAGUGGCUUUCUAGGAUUACAGACAGAGGAUAUUCCCAGCCCUGCUUGAAGAUGCCAGGGGCUGAACCAGGGACCUUCUGCAUGCAAAGCAGAUGCACCGCCACUGAGCUGUGGUCCUCCCCCAGAGGUUGCAAUAAAAAUGCAAUGUAUAACAAGGCAGGAUAGCUCAGUUGGUAGAGCAUGAGACUCUUAAUCUCGGGGUUGUGGGUUCAAGCCCCAUAUUGUGCAGAACAUUCCUGCAUUGCAGAGGGUUGGACUAGAUGACUCUCGUGGUCCCUCCCAACUCUUAAAAUGCUAUGAUUAACAAAUAAGCUUUUCUUUUUAAAGGUAAACAUGGGCUGCCGCCUGGAGAAACGGUAACAACAGUGGCACACAUCCUCCAGAAGUGUCCCAGCCUGGAAUUUGUGGGCUUAAUGACAAUUGGCAGCUUUGGGCACGACCUCAGUAAGGGGCCCAACCCUGACUUCCAGGUAUUCCUGAUCUGGGGGGAAAUACUCAUAUGCAAAGCUUGUCUUUUAAGGAGGGAGAGGGCCAGGUUCAAUUGCAUUGUCUUCCCUCCCCUGCAGAUGUUGAUAUCCUUGCGCGAGGAGUUGUGCGACCAGCUCAAUCUCCCCAUUGAAAAAGUUGAGCUGAGCAUGGGGAUGUCUACAGACUUCCAGCAUGCAGUAAGUCAGUCUGUUGCCUUUUAUUUUCUUUUUUUCUGCAGUUGCUAAUCAUGGGGCCUUUCUCCUUUCACUUCUUCCUCUCUCCCUCCCUCCUAGCAGAGUGUCUGGCCCUCUGAGUGAGCAACCAAGCUCAUGCUGGAACAUUUGAGUAAAUCUUGGUUUUCCCAGGUGGACAGCUUCCCUGCUUCUCAUAGGCAGCAUCAUAAACCCAUGGGCUUGGAACUGAGCCCCAUUAAAUUCAAUAGGACGUAACGUCUGAGUAGACCUGGUCAGGGUUGCACUGAUAAGUCUGCUGCACGUGUCUCUCUUUGCCUUCAUUUCUCUUCCAUUGCUCUCCCUUGCCUGGCUUCUGUUUUCUUACCAGACCCAGCAGAAGCUUCUACUUCUUGUAUUUAAAUCCCUUCAUCCAAUGAAAGGUUCUUCUCUCUUCAUUUUGUUCUCUUUAUCUGCUCUCAUGAUCUCCACUGUGCUUUUACUUCUGUCCUGGCUAAGCUUCACCUAUUUCACACUUCCGAGUCUUUGAGUGUUUACACACCAUACAUUUAAUAUACAUUCAGCACCUAACCUUGCCAUCAAGAAUCCUGGAAACUGUAGUUUACCUCAUAGCAGAGCCCCCAUUCCCAACACCCAUAACAAACUACAGUUCCCAGGAUCCUUUGGGGCGACCGGGUGCUUUCAAUGUAUGGUGUGCACACAGCCUUUUCUUUCCCACUUUCCCUUUCUCUGGGAUGCUCUGCCUCCCAAUUUUUCCCACUUCUCCCUCCUUGCAGUUGGCUUGAACUCUUACCUCUUCUUCCAAGCCUUUGACAUCUCCUCCUUUCCUCAUCUUCGCCUUGUGUCCUUCCUCCUCAUUUAUUUACAUCAUUUCUCCCUUCUUUUUAGAUGGCAAGGUCUGUUCCUUCUUAGCAAAACUAUUGGAUUGUACCUACUGUAUUAUCACAGAUGCUUGUUUUUGCAGUUUUCAAAAGUGUGAAUUUGUUGUAAAUAGUAAGAUUACACCAGCAAUAAUGAGUCUUUUUGUAAAAAAGAAAAAAGAUUUAAAUCAAGUCUUACUGACUAGUGAUUUAAAUCAAAACAAAUCCACCCUGGAUCCACUACAGAGAUUCCAGGGACUAGAAAGGGAAACAGAAGCAGGAAAAAGGCACUAAAGGGAGGGGGAAAACAGCAGCUCUUUAGGACCCCACAGAGUAUCUUCAUGUGUUAUUUCUCCCCAUGCUGCAUCCAGCUCCAAAAGGAGCCAAUAUCCUGCCAUCCACCCAUUAUGUCCAAUUCCAAUUAAAUUUUUUGUUGCACCAGCCAUAGGCCAUGGCAUCAUUCAGAAGGAGAACAAAAAGAAAAAAACAAGAAAAAAAGAACAAUAACCAUACAAAUCAUCAGGCAUACAAUAAAAUCACGGUCACAGCUACUAAAACUAUUUGUUGCAUUAAAUAGAAUAGAAUAGCAGAAGAUUCUCAGGUAAGAUGUGCCAAAUUAUAUAUCCAAAUCUCCUUUGCAGUUGACCGCUAUUUUGUCUAGUUCCUUCCUCCUGAUCUUCUUAGCUGCCAGAGCAUUGAGUGCUACUUUAUAAGUAACAAAGUCGUCGGUGCCGCUCAGCAGCCAUUUCACCCUUUCCACCCUAUUCAGGUGUGUUCCAUUCACAAACGGGUUUUAUAAAUCGGUCUCUUGGGUCUAUAUAUACAUAUACAUGAGAAUGAAAAAUACUCUGGAACAGGGACUACAUAAUCUCAUGAGCACUGUUCCAGAGUAUUUUUCAUUCUCAUGUAUAUUAUAUCUAUUUGAAAAAAGAUUGGUUAAUGAAGAAACUACAUAUCUUUCUACUUAUGAGUGUUGAACUAAUUGGCUGAUGAAGAAUUCAACAAAACAGUAGUUGUUAUCCGGAAACACUGUUCAGCAGAGUUCAGCGUUGGACGUCCGAAUUGGACAUUUGCUGAUUAUACAAAGCUUCACAGCUUACUCUCCACCGGGUAAAGUCUGGCACCGUGAUUCAUUUAAGGACUUUCAGAGACUUCAGUUUCUUAGUUUUGAUGUUUUGAAUUAUCAUAAAGUUUUUCACAUUGUAAUUGUUCCUGGCCAUCGUGUUGCUUUUGAUAUUGCUUACUCAUAUUUUGCAACACAGGGGUUUAUUUGUUUGUUUACAAAUUUACAAAUGGGACAGCCAAGGCCUUUCAGAUCAAAGUUCCAACUUCCAAAGCACCCGUGAUUUUUCUCGUGAUUCUUUUUGCUGCUUUGCAGAUUGAAGUUGGAUCGACAAAUGUUCGGAUCGGAAGCACCAUCUUUGGAGAGCGAGACUACCCCAACAAACCUUCCAGCGACAAAGCCCCGAGGGAGAUUAAAGGCCAGCUGGAGAAUUUGACAGUGAAAGAGCACUAA
Messenger RNA from Podarcis lilfordi (Lilford's wall lizard), 10884 nucleotides. The record is from the annotation of a GenBank genome assembly. Lineage: Eukaryota; Metazoa; Chordata; Lepidosauria; Squamata; Lacertidae.